This is a messenger RNA of Selaginella moellendorffii, 906 nucleotides long. Its product is annotated as probable protein phosphatase 2C 59. The record is from RefSeq and is a predicted model, not a curated record. Gene Ontology annotation, molecular function: protein serine/threonine phosphatase activity; cation binding. Lineage: Eukaryota; Viridiplantae; Streptophyta; Lycopodiopsida; Selaginellales; Selaginellaceae. The transcript has 2 exons. The coding region runs from base 1 to 906 and encodes 301 amino acids. Gene Ontology annotation, biological process: protein dephosphorylation.
AUGAAGCCGCUACUCUGUGCUCUCUUCAUGGUGAGUUCCCUAUACUUGUGCUAUGUCUUCCUAUUUGGCGAGCUGGCUAGUCAGAAUGGUCUCAAGGACAUAAAUUUUAGUGUAGACGGGAAAAACAGCUGGUCAUAUGGCACAGCAGGGAGUACUGGUCACAGGUCUAAGCAGGAGGACAGAGUGCUGGUUGUUUCAAGCCAUGCCGACUUUGGUGUUUUUGGGGUGUUUGACGGCCACGGCAGUUCAGGGGCCAGUGACUUUGCAGCUAACACAUUCUACCCCGUGUUCUCCAGACGCAUCGCAGAAGGCCAGAGACUUGGCGAGGCUUUACAAAUGGCAAUCGAGGACGUGGAGAACAUGUUCAUGGAGAAGGCUCACAAGCAAGCAUGGUACUCCGGCUCCACAGCAUGCAUUGCAGUGGUCACUCCACAAGUGGCGAUAGUGGGAAGCGUGGGCGACUCGAGAGCUCUGGUUUGUGUGGCACGGAAAAACUCAACAACGAAUUUGAUAGAAAUGGACAGCACUCAGCUCAGCAAAGAUCACCACCCGGAGUUGGCAGAGGAGAGGCGUCGGAUCGAGGCUGCCGGAGGCUUUGUCGAGUUUGGAGGAGUGAAUGGAGAGCUAGCAGUGUCUCGGGUGAUUGGAGACAUGGAAUUCAAAGCUUUUGGCGUGAGUGCACAAGCAAAUGUUGUGGAGUACAGGAUUGAGAACAGUAAUGAAGAGUUUCUGGUGCUUGCUUCGGACGGGAUCUUCCAGAGGAUGUCGAACCAGGACGUGUGGGAUCAUGAAUCGAGGAGUGGACUUUCUCAGGUGGCUGCUGUGAUGAUCGUGGAGGACGCACUUGAAAGUGGGAGCAGUGACAAUCUCUCGGUCAUUGUUGUUCCUCUUGUGGGAGAGAGAUAA